Molecule: messenger RNA, 1845 nt
Organism: Penicillium samsonianum
Lineage: Eukaryota; Fungi; Ascomycota; Eurotiomycetes; Eurotiales; Aspergillaceae
Product: Zn(II)2Cys6 transcription factor
Exons: 3
Coding region: 1-1845 (614 amino acids)
Biological process (GO): regulation of DNA-templated transcription
Molecular function (GO): DNA-binding transcription factor activity, RNA polymerase II-specific; zinc ion binding
Source: RefSeq, a predicted model, not a curated record
AUGACCAAAGGUUGCUAUACCUGCCGACGACGUCGCAUUAUCUGCGACAAUGGCCAACCCACCUGUCGGAAGUGUCGAGAUGCGGGGAAAGAAUGUCUGGGGUACCAGAAACCGCUUGUUUGGGUCAAGGGUGGUGUGGCUAGCCGAGGAAAGAUGAUGGGCCGCAGCUUUGAUGAUGUGGAAACACCGCCUAGCAAGCCAAAGCGCCAGCCAGCUACCGGGACAUAUGGUUCGCCUGCAGCGAGCAGCGGAUUCGGCUUUUUCUCGAUCCCCGAAUCAUCAUCCGAUGCCGAAUCGCACAGCUCUGGGAAUCAACCUAGUCCGGAGACCGAUGGAUGGGUUUUUGAGGCGGAAAAUUCUACAUUUGGGGGAGAAAUUGCGCACUUGGGGGUCAAUUCAGCCGACGAGCAGGACACCGCAGUUGUUCAUGUUCCUCGGAGCACUCCUUCCGCCGACUAUACUCCAACGCCAUGGGGACUGGUAGAUCCACUGCUCAAAGAUCUCAGCCACUUCUCAAGGUACUAUGUACAUCACUACAAUCAAUAUAUGGUUAACGACUUCGCCCUUUACUCUCAACACAAAAAUCCCUUCCGAGAUCUUACUGCGCUGGUCAAUCAUUCUCCUAUUCUCGCUAGCAGCAUCGCUGCUCUUGGAGCUCUUCAUUACUCCCUUGUAUCAGAAUCGGACUCAUCUGUCCUACCAUGGUCAUCAGGCAAUCUAUCGAUGUCAGUAGAGGAAAUUGAAGAUAUUGUUGCGCCGGCAAGUUCUCGAAAGCCGACUUCGCAGGCAUAUCAUCAUUUCUUGGAGUACAAGCAGCGCGCCCUUCGCCAAUUAUCUAUGGAUCUAAAUAACCCAGCGAUGCAGAAGGACGGCAGGACCUUAGCUGCUAUCGUCUUGCUUGCCUUCAUAGACAUAUUUGAGUCCGGCAGCGGGGCCUGGAGUUAUCAUAUCGAGGGCGCGAAGAAGCUUCUCAAGGACCGACCUGAAAAUGGUCCGGGACAAGGUAUCCUCGACGACUUGGACGCUUUUGCCCUUGACGGGUGUUUAAUAAUGGAAAUCAUGGGAUCAACGCUAGCUCGCCCAGGCGCGCUCUCAAAGCCCUUCUACUCCUCAUCCAUGGGCCCAGAGAUCCUCAAACGCCUCGAAGAAAACUCUUGGGUUGGAUGUCCCGCCUAUCUCCUAGAAGUGAUUUUCUUCAUCCACGCCCUCUGGUACCCAGAGUCCGAAGUUGCCGCCAUAACCCCCCAACCAACAGCGCUGCAAAACCCAAUCCAACCCGGCCAGCCCAUCACCCUAGAAUCAUUUGCAAGCCUCCUCCAAGGAAUCCGCAACUUCGACCCAAUAGCCUGGAGCCAAGAAAUGCAAAAUGUCUUCUUCAUCCCAAACCUCACCUACCGUCUCGCACUCGCAACCUCCUACCAAGACGCCGUCUACCUCUACACAAGCCGUGUCCUCUCACGCACUAGGGAAGGUUUCUCACCCCCCUGGACGGAUGUCGGCCUCCCGCUCGACCACAGACUCAUCGCCACAAACCUCAUCACGCAAAUCUGUCUCGUCCCCGAUUCGGAUCCCCACUUCAAAUGCCUCAUAUGGCCCACCUUCAUCGCUGGCGCGGAGUGUCGCCCUUCGCAGCGGGGUCUUAUCCUUGAAAAGCUCGGCUCGCUCUAUGAGGCCCUGACGAGUGUUAAUGUCCGCAAUGCUGCGUGGGUUCUGCGUCUCAUGUGGCAGAAACAGGAUCUCAAGCGCCGUGAGCGUCAGAAUGGAUAUGAUAAUAAUGAUUACGAUCUUGAAUUUGACUGGAUUGAGGAGCUGGAUCAUACGCGCCUCGACUGGUUGUUCAUUUAA